Alnus glutinosa is the source of this 895-nucleotide messenger RNA. RefSeq names its product protein DMP3-like. The transcript has a single exon. NCBI's taxonomy places the organism in Eukaryota, Viridiplantae, Streptophyta, Magnoliopsida, Fagales, Betulaceae. The coding region runs from base 176 to 817 and encodes 213 amino acids. The record is from RefSeq and is a predicted model, not a curated record. Gene Ontology annotation, biological process: endomembrane system organization.
GCAUUGAGCAACAACCACUUCUAGUCUAACUCUAGACGCAACUUCUCUUCUCAUUUGCCACCUAAAUUUCUUCUCUAAUCUCUAGCCCUUUGAUUCGAAGGCUCUCACAUCGUACCCACCAUCCGAAUAACCGCCACCGCCACCGCCACCGCUGCAUCUUUUCCGGGAACCAAAAAUGUCUAAUCUCAGGCCAAGACCCACACCCACGAAGCAGCCAUCAAUUUCCGACACCCCAAAAGCCCCACUACAACGGCAGAAGUCUUUCUCACAAAGCGCAGUCUCCCAAACCUUUACAGCCACCGCAAACCUUGCCAAACAUCUCCCCACAGGCACCCUCUUGGCGUUCCAGCUUCUCAUACCGAUCUUCACCCAAAACGGCGCGUGUGACUCCGCCACUCGCCCCAUGACAAUCAUUCUCCUCGUCCUCCUCGGCCUCUCCUGCUUCCUCGCGUGCUUCACCGACACCGUCGAGGCGUCGGACGGACAUGUCUACAACGGAUUCGCCACCUUCAAAGGGCUUUGGCUGUUCGACUAUCCAGACCCUUCAGGCGCCGGCUUGCCGGAUUUGAGGAAGUAUCAAGUAAGGUUCAUCGAUGUGGUUCAUGCUGUGUUAUCAGUGCUUGUGUUUGGUGCUGUAGCUUUGAGAGACAAGAAUGUGUUGGGGUGCUUUUAUCCAACGCCUGGACAUGAGGCUAAGGAGGUUUUGGAUAUUGUUCCUCUGGGUGUUGGGAUCAUUUGCAGUUUGUUGUUUGUGGUUUUCCCCACCAGAAGACAUGGCAUUGGCUUCCCUGUCACAUCAGGCAAAGAGGAAAAAUGAUAUAAAUAUGUUUUUUCUCAUCUCAUUUUUUAAAUUUAUCAUCCAAUUGAUGAGUUGCAAAUAGGAGAAUUUUAAAUU